This is a messenger RNA of Mugil cephalus (flathead mullet), 1062 nucleotides long. RefSeq names its product transcription factor 21 (gene tcf21). Gene Ontology annotation, biological process: developmental process; regulation of transcription by RNA polymerase II. Gene Ontology annotation, molecular function: RNA polymerase II transcription regulatory region sequence-specific DNA binding; protein dimerization activity; DNA-binding transcription factor activity, RNA polymerase II-specific. NCBI's taxonomy places the organism in Eukaryota, Metazoa, Chordata, Actinopteri, Mugiliformes, Mugilidae. The transcript has 2 exons. The record is from RefSeq and is a predicted model, not a curated record. The coding region runs from base 133 to 657 and encodes 174 amino acids.
UUCUGCCCUGUUCACGCGCAGUUUGGUGUUCAUGAAGAUCGAGGCGUGUGUCUGCGCACCCUGCCCAUUCCCGUCCAGCCUAAGCUUCUUGCUCCCAUGUUUUGAGCGCGCUCCGGUCGAAGACGGUCCACCAUGUCCACCGGGUCACUCAGCGAUGUCGACGACGAGCUCCUGGAUGGCAUCCUGAAGUUUGGCUCCUCCGGGAAAGACUCCAACGAGAGCACGGAGGAGAGCUCCAACUGCGAGGGCACUUGCGCAAACGAGGAACUGAGAGAUGCGCCUGGCAAAAAACGUAAGACGGCGUCCCGGAAAACGGCACCCAAGGGUGGGGCGCAACAGGAGGGCAAGCAUGUGCAGAGGAACGCGGCCAACGCCCGGGAAAGAGCCAGGAUGCGAGUCCUGUCCAAAGCGUUCUCCCGGCUGAAGACAUCCUUGCCCUGGGUACCGCAUGACACCAAGCUCUCCAAACUGGAUACGCUGCGCCUGGCUUCCAGCUACAUAGCGCACCUCCGGCAGAUACUAGCCAACGACAAAUACGAAAACGGAUUUAUCCAUCCCGUUAACCUGACGUGGCCUUUCAUGGUCGCAGGUAAACCGGAGAACGAUCUGAAGGAGAUCCUGAACACAACACGGUUGUGUGGAACGACGGCGUCUUGAUGCAGCUGAAACGGACACUAUUUUUUAAGAGCAACGACGAUUUACCGAGAGAACCCCCCCCCCCAACAAACAAUCGAACAAACAUCUUGACUGAAAUGCAAGUCUCAUCUCCGCAGACUUUUGAGUGGGAAUAACGGAGGGAGUGUGAACCUCCCUGCUUCGUUCCCGUAAAGAAAAACAAAUCUAUAUAUUUAAAUGCAUUCUGUCAGCUGUUGUCUUUGCUGGUUCAAAGAUACUUUAAACUGCUUUGUUUUUUAUUUUUUUUUUAUAGUCUGCUGAUGCAUUUUUCUUAUCUGUGCAGGCCCCUUUGGCAGCAUGAUGGAUGGAUAUGCACAUGAAUUUUUUCCACUGUCUCAAAUAGUUGUACAGAUUACAUGUAUAUAAAAUAUAUUUGUAUCACUUUUA